Messenger RNA from Huiozyma naganishii CBS 8797, 3759 nucleotides. RefSeq names its product ATP-dependent RNA helicase ECM16 (gene ECM16). Gene Ontology annotation, cellular component: intracellular anatomical structure; nucleolus. Lineage: Eukaryota; Fungi; Ascomycota; Saccharomycetes; Saccharomycetales; Saccharomycetaceae. The record is from RefSeq and is a predicted model, not a curated record. Gene Ontology annotation, molecular function: RNA binding; ATP binding. The coding region runs from base 1 to 3759 and encodes 1252 amino acids. Gene Ontology annotation, biological process: maturation of SSU-rRNA from tricistronic rRNA transcript (SSU-rRNA, 5.8S rRNA, LSU-rRNA). The transcript has a single exon.
AUGGGUACCUAUAGAAAGCGUUUCAAUGAAAAGGCCAGAUCAGGCCAUAUGGCCAGGCUUAAAGAGCUGAAAAGGGUAAGGAAUAAACAGUUUCACAGGGAUGAAGAGAAAGAAUCAGAUCACGAAGGUAGUAAAGAAACCACACAGGCAGAUCCUAAUGCUGAAAUUUUACAACCACAGACAAGGGAUGAGAUUGAGCAGAAAAAGAGGAAAUUGGAGGAGUUAUUUGUACCCAAGGAAUCAAAAGUUUCGAGGUUAAAGAAGAAGAGAUUAGACAAAUUCAUUGAGCAUCAGUUGAAAAGAGAAGAAAGGAAAACUAUUAUUGAUAAAAUGCAGGAUUAUAAAAUGGACACAUCUGUUCUAACUAGUUCCAAAAACUUGGGUCAUGGGAAACGAACCAAGAAAGAAAUCUUUGCUGAAGCUUUAGAUCUGGAAAAACAAGGCAGAGGUAAUGAAGAAACUAAGCAGAUUCUUUACGAAGAACAUGAAGUCAAAAACUGGGAAGAAGACCACGGUGAAGAUUCUGAGAGUUCAGAGGGCUCUAAUGACGACGAGGGUUUCGAAUCCAAAUUUGGCGAUAGCACUACGAAUACCAAGUCAUCGUUCGUUGAUAAUAGGCCUGCAAAAUUUGGCGGCUCAGGAAAAGGAUUUGCCUUCUCGAACGUUCAAGUAAUCAAAAAAACUGAUUCAAAACCUUCUAAGAAAAAAUACAAUUGGAGACAAAGAAUUGAGCAACAGGAACAUAAAGCAAAAUCAAAGGAUGAUGAAAUGGACUUUGAUACCGACGAAUCAGAGGAGGAAGUUUCUUCGCAAGAAUCUAAUUCCUAUGACUCUUCCUUUGUUAGCAAUUCUGCGGAUGAAGGCUCUUUGGCAGAAGAUUCCAGUAACGAUGGGAACAACAAUGGACUUGAAGAGGAUGCAGAAGACGUAGAUGAAACCCCUGUUAGCAACGUUGCACUAGAGUUUAAAAAAUGGGCCAAUAGUGAAAUAAAAAAAAUGGAAGGCCGCGAUGUAGAGGUAACUAUGCCGGUGUUAAGUACGAAACGUGAUAAACUGGUCCGUCCGGAAGAUUUAGAAGACGGUCUUGAAACAACAUACAUCCCAGUGAAUGAAAGUUCCAAGAGGAAGGCAUUUUAUGUCCAAGUCACCAGGCCUGACAAGAUCCAAGAGAUUAGGAUGCAAUUACCGAUUCUUGCUGAAGAACAGAAGAUUAUGGAGGCCAUUCACCAUAAUGAUGUAGUCGUUAUAUGUGGUGAAACUGGUUCUGGUAAAACCACUCAAGUCCCUCAAUUUCUGUUCGAAUCAGGGUUUGGUAACGAUGCAUCGGACGAAUAUCCGGGUAUGAUUGGUAUCACACAACCUCGGAGAGUGGCAGCUGUUUCUAUGGCAAAGCGUGUCUCCCAAGAAAUGGGAGAUCAUGGACAUGAGGUUGCUUAUCAGAUACGGUUCGAUUCUUCUACCAAAGAUAAUACGAAAGUUAAAUUCAUGACCGACGGUGUACUACUGAGAGAAAUGAUGAACGAUUUCAAACUAACAAAAUACUCCUCCAUCGUUAUUGAUGAGGCACACGAAAGAAAUAUCAAUACCGAUAUAUUGAUUGGGAUGUUGAGUCGUUGUGUAAGAUUUCGUGCUAAGGAGCAUGCUGCAGAUCCAGCAAACCACAAAAGGUUGAAAUUGAUUGUGAUGUCUGCCACUUUGAGAGUAUCUGAUUUUAGUGAAAACACUACAUUGUUUUCAACUCCACCCCCAAUUCUUAAUGUAUCGGCAAGGCAGUUCCCUGUAUCCGUUCAUUUCAACCGCACAACUCCUUUCGAUUACGCCGGAGAGGCGUUUCGAAAAGCUUGUAAGAUCCACAGAAGAUUACCUCCUGGCGUUAUACUAAUAUUUAUGACGGGUCAACAAGAAAUUAUACACAUAGUGAAGAAGUUGAGAAAGGAAUUUCCAUUUCCCAAAAAAAGAAUUGUGAAUGAUGAAAUCCCGACAGUGAAAAUUAAUUCCAAGAAUGCAGAUCUUGAGGCUGAAGAUAUUGAUUUCAGCGUUCAGGUCAUUGAUGAAGAAAAAUUCAACGCCGACUUUAACAAUGAGGUUGAUGAGGAUGUUGAGUUUGAAGGAGAGGAAGGUUUUGAGGAAGCCUUAGAAGAGGGUCAAACACCGAAUGACCCACUGUAUGUGCUUCCAUUAUAUUCUCUUCUACCUACCAGUGAGCAAAUGAAGGUAUUUGAAAAGCCUCCAGCAGGAUCGAGAUUAUGUGUGGUUGCCACCAAUGUUGCGGAGACGUCGCUGACCAUUCCUGGGGUUAGAUACGUUGUUGAUUGUGGGAGGUCGAAGGAACGUAAAUAUAACGAGGAAAAUGGUGUCCAAAGUUUCGAAAUUAGCUGGGUUAGCAAAGCUAGUGCAAAUCAAAGAUCUGGUAGAGCUGGUCGUACCGGGCCCGGUCAUUGUUAUCGUUUAUUUUCCUCCGCCGUGUUUGAGCGUGACUUUAACGAAUUUUCUCGCCCUGAGAUUUUAAGAAUGCCGGUGGAAAGUGUGGUUUUGCAGAUGAAGAGUAUGGCAAUUCACAAUAUAGUUAAUUUCCCGUUCCCAACUCCGCCUGAUAGGCACAUGCUUUCUACGGCAAUUGAACUAUUGAAGUACUUGGGUGCCCUGGAUGAUAAGGAAAGGAUCACAGACGACGGUAAAAAAAUGAGUGUGUUUCCUCUUUCCCCAAGAUUCUCAAAAAUGCUGCUUGUUUCGAAUGAACAGAAUUGUCUACCGUACAUUGUUUCUAUUGUCAGUGCAUUAUCAGUUGGUGAUCCAUUUAUCAACGAAUAUGAGCUCGGUAUUCAAGAAAAAAUUCCACAGAAAAUCGAAGAUGGGGAGGAGGAGCAAGAUAAUAAAGAGUUUAGUCUAGACGAUGAGACACGCAAGAAACUCAGGGUUAAGUUUUACAAAAGUAGAGUUAAAUUUGGGAAGCUGGACAGAUAUUCCGAUAUUUUCAGAUUAUUGAGUGUUGUAAAUGCAGUGGAUUACAUUCCGAAAACUGGACUACAAAAGUUUAUCGCUGAUAAUUUCUUGAGGGGCAAAGUAAUGGAGGAGAUUACCAAAUUAAGAAAGCAAUUGACAUACAUCAUCAAAUCCAAUCUUUCUAGGGAGAGUGUUGCAGUUUCUGUAACCGACUCUGAUAUGAAAACGGAUAUCCCCAAUGAAACGCAACUGAAGCUGUUAAAGCAGAUGAUAGGUGCAGGUUUCGUCGACCGUGUUGCUAUUAGGGCGGAUAGUCUGUUCCCUGAGGACGCCGAGAUAACGAACAGGUCCUCAAUAGCAAAGAUUCCGUAUGUCCCAGUGAUGGCACAAAAGAAGAACAUUGUUGAGGAAACUUUUGUCUACAUUCACCCAACGUCUAUCUUGAACAACCUGGGCGAGCUACCACCAAAAUACAUAGUGUACAGCUCCUUGCAUCUGGGUGGGAACAGCAAGACCAGAAUGAAUGCAUUGUGCGAUAUCAAGAGCACACCAUUAGCCAACAUAGCGCGGAAGGGGCAGCUUCUGUCGUUCAGCAAACCGCUGACGGGCCAAGGGCUGAAGAUCAUUGACUUGUCGCCUACAGAACGGUACUGCUACGUGAUUCCCAGGUUUGGAAGCCCCGUCGACAGCGAUCUGAAGAUUGGGUGGGAUUUAAACCCAAUCCCAGUGCAUCAAGUGAAGGAGAACGGUCGGUGGAUUGUCGACAAAUUCAUAACCAAUAAGAGUUACAAAUCGAUGGAGAACAGUAAACGCUGA